Molecule: messenger RNA, 480 nt
Organism: Ipomoea nil (Japanese morning glory)
Lineage: Eukaryota; Viridiplantae; Streptophyta; Magnoliopsida; Solanales; Convolvulaceae
Product: high mobility group nucleosome-binding domain-containing protein 5-like
Exons: 2
Source: RefSeq, a predicted model, not a curated record
AUGGGAAAAAGAGGACCAAAGCGGGGCCAGGGGAGGGAGCAAGUGGAGGGGCGUCAAAAAACGGGGAUGGAAGGGGGAGAGAGAGAAGGCAAAGAGGAAAGGGCAGGGGGAGAAAAAGGAGAGGAGUCGUGGCGGGCAGGAGGACAGAAGAAACUGAGUGUUCGGGGGCGAGGGGGGCGGAAAGGAGGGGGCGCUAAGGGACAAUGUGGGAGGAAUGGAAGGGACGUGCGGGACCCCGGAAAGGAACGGGGUGCAACGCACCACGAGCAGUCAGGACCUAUAACGUGGCCACGGCGCGCAGAAACGAGGAGACGAAAAGGGAGACCGGGAAGAACACAGGCACCGCAAGGGAGAGCCGAGGAAAGCAGAAGAUCGAACCGAGAUGGAGGCGAGCAAAGGCCAAGUGAAAAGGCGAAAAAGGGAGGAGGAAAGAGGAAUACGGAGCAAAGGCCAAGGAAUAAGGGCGUAAAAGGGAAACAG